This is a messenger RNA of Blepharisma stoltei, 354 nucleotides long. The record is from the annotation of a GenBank genome assembly. Lineage: Eukaryota; Ciliophora; Heterotrichea; Heterotrichida; Blepharismidae.
AUGAAUAUUUUGAUUUCUGGGAGCAAAAAUAGAAAUAUUUUACGAUAUUCAAUUGAAAACGACUCUUUCACAAAAAUCCCUUUUCAGUUUGCACCUGGGAGAAGAAAAAUCUUGCUAAAUGCUGGGAGACUGUAUUUAAUAGAGUGCGAUAAUGGAAUGGUUUAUGAAAGCGAAGAUGGGGAUGAGACUGCUUGGAAACAAGUCGGAAGAUCAAUAAUUCAGGAAGCAUAUCCUAGCCAAAUUUAUUGCGCAUAUAACAAAGAAGCAAUAUAUAUUGGAGUUAAUUAUAUAAAAGUGCAUGAAUACUAUAGAUUUGAUUUGGGUCCAAAAUCUAUGAUUCCACUUUCGGUCUAG